Molecule: messenger RNA, 1455 nt
Organism: Thalassophryne amazonica
Lineage: Eukaryota; Metazoa; Chordata; Actinopteri; Batrachoidiformes; Batrachoididae
Gene: parp12b
Product: poly (ADP-ribose) polymerase family, member 12b
Exons: 8
Coding region: 101-1417 (438 amino acids)
Molecular function (GO): metal ion binding
Source: RefSeq, a predicted model, not a curated record
CGGGGGCAUCGCUUGCUACAGGUGGGCGUGACAUAAAGCGGGGAUUUAUAACAGAUCAGUAAAACGCCACAGAACCAGUUUAGAUCUGAUCUGGUCCACCAUGAACAGCGUACAAAUUCAGUUCGCUACCAGGCUGCUGUGUUCCAACGGGGGCUCCAUGUCCCUGGUCCAGUUCCACCAGAACCUGCUGCAGAACUUCUCUAUCAGUGAUCCAGACUUCCUCUUGACCGUGGAUCAGUGCUCCAGGUUCCUGGUGGUGGACGGGGACCGGGUGGAGGAUGGGACCGUGGUGGCCCAAACCUCUUUGAGACUGUGCAGUAAAUAUUGCAAUGAGGAGUGUUCCGGGUCCGGAUGUCAAGACCUUCACCUGUGCAGGUACUUUGUGUACGGGACCUGCAGGUACAGCAAGGCCAGAAAGCCGUGUAAGUUCUCCCACGACAUUCAUUCUGAUCACAACUACCCGUUACUGAGAGAGUGCACGCUGGAUAACCUUAACGAAAGUGAACUGUUCCUCCUGCUGCUGCAGAACGACACCACCUUGCUACCCCAGUUGUGCUGUCACUACAAUAAAGGCUCGGGGCCCUACGGAGACUGCCGCUUCCUGGAAAAGUGCACCAAGCUGCACCUGUGCAAGCACUUUGCCCACGGCGAGUGUCUGUUUGGGCACAAGUGCAAGCGUCAUCACACCAUCGACGAGGAGGUCCGCCUCAUGCUUCAGGGCAGAGGCCUGAGCGGUGACAUCAUUCCUCAUCUGCCCACCAUUUACCAGAACAACCAUCACUUGCAUGCUGACUCCGCCCUCUCAGAGAUGAGUCUGGAUUCAGUGUUUAAACUGUCCCAAAGUGACGACCUGGAUCAGAUCUGUCUGCACUUCUUUCUAAAAACCUGCAAGUUUCAGGAAAACUGCACGCGUGUGCACUUCCACCUGCCGUACCUGUGGGAGGUGUUUGAUGGUGACAUGUGGAUGAUUCUACAGGACAUGGAGGAUGUGGAACGAGCAUUCUGUGACCCGUGCAAUACAAGAAGCUCGGGCCCCUGGCCUGUGGAUUUCAUCACGAUGACACAGGAUGGCAGACCUGUCCGCCGUCUUUCUACCAUUUCCUCGGUAACUAAACCGCUUCACUACCGCCUGACCACAGAGUGGCGCUGGUUCUACCAGAGCAGCGGUGGGAACUGGGUGGAGUAUGGCGAACCGGACGAGCACCAGAGAACAACAUCAGUGAGCUCACGGCUUCUGGAGGAGGCGUACCAAGCCAACAGAAGGGCAGAGGUCAAGGUCAUCAAAGGCAAUAAAGAGUAUUUAGUAUGCUUCACAGAUAUGAGGCAACGGAACUUAAGACAAAACACCAAGAGGAAGAUUCGUCGCCGUCCGCGCUUUUUCUCUGCCACAGAUGUGGAAAAACAAGUGGCUCAGUAAAAAAAAAAAAAAAAAAAAAAAAAAAAGUUAUUUUCACC